AUGUCCGUUGAAGUUGGUCAACAAGCACCUGAAUUUACUUUAUACAAUACUGAACAAAAAGAGAUUUCAUUAAAAGAUUUAACAACAAAAUCAAAUGUUGUUCUUUUAUUUUUUCCAUUAGCAUUUACAAGUACUUGCACAAAAGAAUUAUGUUCAGCAAGAGAUGAUAUUAAAAAAUAUGAAAAAUUAAAUGCAACAAUUGUUGGAAUAUCCGUUGAUUCACUUUUUACUUUAGGCAAAUUUCGUGAAGAACAAAAACUUCCAUUUGAUUUAUUAUCUGAUUUCAAUAAAGAUGUUUCAAGAAAAUAUGAUUCACUUUAUGAAGAAUUUCCAAAAUUUGGUCUUAAAGGUGUUACGAAACGAAGUGCUUUUGUUAUUAACCAACAAGGAGUUGUUAAAUAUGCCGAAGUUCUAGCUGAUGCAAGCAAAGUUCCUGAUUUUGGUAAAAUUACAGAAGCUUUGGAAAAUUGCGACAAAUGA
Molecule: messenger RNA, 480 nt
Organism: Adineta steineri
Lineage: Eukaryota; Metazoa; Rotifera; Eurotatoria; Adinetida; Adinetidae
Source: the annotation of a GenBank genome assembly